AAGCCAUGACACAAGCUGUUAGCAGCAAUACCACAACAUAGCUGAGACUAAAACUAUGUAUUUAGGAGCCUAUGUUUGGAAUAUUUUGGGUAUGGAGGUAUAGCCUGAGGUACGGAUUAACGUCCUGAAAACAGAAUGUGUGGUGAAGUGCCUAGUGAAAACCUAUAUCUGAGCUUCUUAUGAGGAAAAUGCUACACUGUUGAAACAACAUGAGCUCACAUGUUCAAGAGUUAUUUCAUGAAAAUGCCCAGGGCUCUCCGAUGAACGUUCAGCCAUGGUGGAAGGCAAAACUGUUUGUGUGGGAGCCUGUCCUGUUCGGCACCUGGGAUGGUGUCUUCACCACAUGCAUGAUCAACAUUUUUGGAGUAGUGCUUUUUCUCCGCACUGGAUGGCUUGUUGGUAACACUGGGGUGUUGCUGGGCAUGCUUCUGGUGUCACUGGUUGUGCUGGUUGCUCUGGUGACAGUUAUGUCGGGUAUAGGGGUGUGUGAGCGGUGUACUGUUGGCAAUGGUGGCGUAUAUUCCAUGAUCUCCAUGGUUCUUGGAGGAAGAGUCGGAGGGACUGUAGGACUCCUCUAUGUGUUCGGGCAGUGUGUGGCUGGAGCCAUGUACAUCACUGGCUUUGCGGAGUCCAUAGCCGAAUUAAUGACCGUGCAGAGUGUGUGGGCUGUCCGGGGGAUCUCUGUGGCUGUCCUUCUGGCCCUGCUUGGGAUUAACCUGGCCGGAGUAAAGUGGAUUGUCCGGCUGCAGCUGGUCCUGUUGGCCAUUCUUGCUGUAUCUACUCUGGAUUUUAUCAUUGGAACCUUCAGUCAUUUGGAUCCAGAGCAUGGAUUUGUUGGUUAUUCAGAAGAUCUUUUAUGGACAAACACUCUGCCCGACUACACGGCUGGAGAAACUUUCUUUACUGUGUUUGGAGUUUUCUUUCCUGCUGCUACAGGUGUGAUGGCAGGGUUCAACAUGAGUUCAGAUCUUCAUAAACCUGAGCAGAACAUACCUGUGGGGACCGUGGCAGCUGUCUUCACCUCGUGGUUCCUCUACCUCGUUUUUGUAUUCUUGCUGGGAGCCAUCUGUACAAGAGACGCUCUGCGCUAUGAUUUCUUAAUAGCAGAAAAGGUCUCCUUGGUGGGUUUCCUGUUCCUGUUGGGCCUCUACAUCUCCUCUCUGGCCUCUUGCAUGGGUGGCCUGUAUGGAGCACCCAGGGUCCUGCAGUGCAUCGCCCAAGAGGGAGUUAUCCCAGCUCUGUCUUUCCUGGGUAAAGGGAAGGGUCCGAAUAAAACUCCAGUAGCAGCCAUCUGUCUAACAAGCUUAUUCUCUAUGGCCUUCAUCUUCAUUGGUCAGGUCAACGUUCUGGCUCCUAUUGUUACCAUUAACUUCAUGCUGACCUACAGCAUCAUCGACUACUCCUAUUUCAGUGUGGCCAUGAGCUACAAGCUCCAGGUUAAGGAAAGGAAGCCUCUUCUUGAAAAACCCUGCCCUAGAAAAUCACUAGUAACAGCCGGUCACCCAUGUUAUGGCAGCAAUGGUGCUCUGAACAAGACCAGCAAUGGCACACUGCUCGAGUUCACUAAAGACAUGGACCAGAUAUUUACAUUGCCUAGUGCAGACAGCACAGAGGAAGAGAAAUCCUCCAUUCAUGUAGCAAAGGUCUGGGGAAGGAAGGCAAAAGUUCCUGCUAAAGAAACACUGAGCAGUAGUUUUGGGCUAGACUUGAACAGCAGCAGCCCAACUGAGAAGGAAAAGGAUGAGAGUGUGCUUGAACAAAGCAUUGGCCCAGAAGAUGAGACCAGCAGUCAGACAGGGCUUAUCGAGUCUGAACCGGGAGGGAAGUGGAAACUGUCUCUGCCUCAAAGUCCGAUUGAACUCAAUCAGAUACCAGGGGAGACAUCAGACACAAAUGACAGAAAACCGAAGCUGGGGGGAUCAGAUAUCCGACCAAUCCCGAAUUCAUGUUAUGCCAAGUUUUGCAAUCACUGGGUUUCCUUAAUUGGUGCUCUGUGCUCCAUUUUGAUAAUGUUUGUCAUCCAGUGGGCGUAUGCCUUGGCCAAUAUUACUGUUGCCCUCCUCCUUUACCUCUACAUAGGAAACACGAGCCCGGGUUUGCCAACAGGUACAGCGGCACGUUUCAGCUUUUUCCGUUGGAUAAAGAGUACUCUAAGUAGACUGCACAGGCCAAACCAAGUGCUUCCAGACCAGAUUGUACUGACACCGUCUUUGACAGCAGUUGGCAUGGAAACCAGACAGCUGACAGAGGAAAAUACCGACUUUGCCUUCAGAGACCGCUACCACCAUUCAUCGGUCAUCACUACCAGAGAAGAGAUGGUUCAUCCUCAACUGCACUAACCAGCCUCAUCCUCCUCACUUCAGCUUUGCCCUGAUUGUAAUGUUAAAAAUACCUCAUAGAACAGGAGAGCUGAUUCAGGAUAAGUUUACAAUCGUUAUACACCAAGGUCAAAAGCUGGUCUUGGAUUGGAACUUCUCUUCUGAACUGUCAUCAUGACUACUAGUUUAAAAACUGUAAACACAAUGUUUUUCAUAAUCCAUUGAAAGGAGUUUGACAUGGAUGAAUUAUAAAUAUGGAUGGUGCUUGUGACUGGUUAAAGGUAAUGCAAUUUGCCAGCAGCAGAAUUUAAAUUGAUGAAUUUAUUAUUAUUUUUUAAAUUCAUUCAUUCAUCUUCAGUAAUUACGUUAUCAUUUUAAAGAUUGUGGUGGAUCCAGAGCCAAUCCAGGGAACACUGGGUAUGAGAUGAGAACACACCCUGGCUGGGAAGCCAUGUGCAAGAACAUUCGCACAGUUACUCUCAACUCAAUCCACCUACCUUUAGGAAGUGUAAGGAAACCUGCGAACCUGGAGGAAAUCCACAUAGACAUAGGAAGAAAUUGUGAAGCUCCACAAAGAUAGUAACCCAAGCUCAGGAUCUACCUGGGGGACCCUGAAGCUCUGAUGCAUGGUAUUUCUUUCAGUAUACCAUGAUUGGGUUCUCUCUUGGGGAAAAUCAGAAGGAUGUGAAAUGAUAUAUAAAUUAUAAGUGCAGUAGAACAUCGUAUAUCCACGUUUAUUGUGGUUAGAGUAUGUACAGUUUUGUUUUUUUUUUCCAAUACAGACUACAUGGUUUUGUCUGUGUAUUUAAAUGGUGCUUGUACAGCAUGGGAGGUAAAGAAGAUAAAAGACAUAUGUUGCUCACAUUUGCUAAACUGGCGUUAGUCAUAUGCCAUCUCCACAUGCUGAUUCACCACCCGAUUUAGCCUUUGGCUGCAUGUCAAAUUACAGAGGCAUAUUUUUGUAAUAUAUGCAAAUUAAACAUGCUGUAUAUAAAUCUUAUAACAAAUAGAAACCCUACUAUUUGUGUACAAAAAGAAAAUUCUUACAUUGAGAAAUCAAACAAAUGCUUAUUCCAAUUAUUUGGUUCCAUUUUGCCUACCCUCUAUCUGUAGUAAACCUGACCUUGCUAAGACAACUUUGGGUUUUAUUUUAUUUUAUUUUUUACUUUAGGGGCAGCAGCAAUCUUAAUGCUUACCUCAAAUAUAAAUGUUUAUUAUACCCCUGCUCCGAGGGGAGAUACUGGUUAUUAUUAUUGUUCUACCCUCGCUCUGAAGGAGGGAAGGUAUACAGGUUUAUUUACCUCUGUCUGUCCAAAACACCGUUUGUUUUUUUUCCAGCAACCACAAAUCAUAGCCACUUGGUAUCGAGCUUCAGCUUGGGGUUCUAUACCGUGUAUACCAUUUUCAGGUCUGUCAUACAUCGACUUCCUAUUUACAGACAAUCUAUUUAUGAACCAUUUAGCAUGGAUUUACAAAAUUUUUGUAACACUUUUCUCAGUAACUACAAAUCACAACUGCUUGAUAUUUGGUACCGAGUUUCACCUUGGGGUUCUAUACCGUGUGUACCGUUUUCAGCUCUGUCACACAGCGACUUCCCGUUUACCAACUGAAUGUAUUUACGAAACAUAUAGGGUGGAUUUUGAUUAGGGUGACCAGACGUCCCGGUUUUACCGGGACAGUCCCGAUUUGGGGUUGUGUGUCCCGAGUCCCGACAAAAGUCUGUCGGGACAUGGAUAUGUCCCGGUUUUCGCCAGUCGCGACGUUUGCGACUGAGCAGCGUGGGAAUCAUUAGCGGAGAAAUGUCUGCAUUUACUAUUUUGAUGAAUUGACAGGAAUCGCAAACUUUCCUGGUUACUGCCCCCUGGCCCUGUGGCAUGGGUGUUUAUUUAGCCACAUUAUUCCAGACAACAGAACGUGUUGCCAUGCAACAAUAAAAUAAACAUUAACUGGCGCGAAUGUUCUUUGUCUAGCAGCUAGCAGCAGUAAUGCCGCAGCAAUUUUGCCGAAAAGAAAAUGUACCUUUUCCAAAGAUUUACAGGGCACCUACCCCUUCCUCCGAGAGGUACAGAACAAUGCGCACGAAGCCUACUGCACACACUGUAAGUGCUUUGUUCUUGUACUGAGUUGGGUAGCCUAUGUUGCAAAUGCUGUGCACUCCUGUGGGGGCUUUCCUCGGGCUGUCGCCCCUCUCCUCCUUUAUUGCUGAGAGAGGCCCUUCAUAUAAUCUUUUUUUAUUCACCUUGUUAUCCCGAGAU
This is a messenger RNA of Neoarius graeffei (lesser salmon catfish), 4573 nucleotides long. It is a transcript of the gene slc12a8, whose product is annotated as solute carrier family 12 member 8. The coding region runs from base 210 to 2339 and encodes 709 amino acids. Gene Ontology annotation, cellular component: membrane. The transcript has 14 exons. The record is from RefSeq and is a predicted model, not a curated record. NCBI's taxonomy places the organism in Eukaryota, Metazoa, Chordata, Actinopteri, Siluriformes, Ariidae. Gene Ontology annotation, molecular function: potassium:chloride symporter activity. Gene Ontology annotation, biological process: chloride ion homeostasis; potassium ion homeostasis; chloride transmembrane transport.